GCUCCCCUUCACCUCGAGACUCCGCCGCUUCCCCGCCGCGCGCCGCUCCGCCUGGACCGCGGACCUCCCGACUGAUCGGUGCCGGAGUUGCGCGCACCUCCUCCUCCUCCUCUUCCUCCUCUUCCUCCUCCCCCGUUACUCCGCUCCGCUCCGCUCCGGGCUGGUCCGGUCCUCCGCUCCCCCCUCCGCCCCCCUCCUCCCCCGGACAGCGGGUCACUGUUCCCUGGAAGCUGGAGGGAUGAUUGGAGAGUUGUGAAGAAGUGUGAGAAGAGCUCGGCUCGGCUCGGCUCGGCUCGGCUCGGAUCGGGAUCUGCCUCCUCGCUCCGUCCAGGGAAGACGCGAUCAUGGAGGGGACGUCCCUGUAUCUUCCUAUUGUUGUUUUACUGAUGCAAUGUUCCCCCUGUUCUCCCGUCACGGUGUCCACCAGCAACCACAACGUGGAGGUCCGCGAGUUCACAGAUGCUGUGCUGUCCUGCAUGUUCCGCACGGAGAAGGACCAGAACCCUCGGAUCGAGUGGAAGAAGAAGGGGAAAGGUGUCUCCUUCGUGUACUACGAUGGACACUUCAGAGGGCCCUUCGAGGGCCGAGCCAGCAUCGACGGGGCCACGGUGACGCUGCACCGGGUGACCCAGGACGACGCCGGAGAGUACCGCUGCGAGAUCAGCGCCCCCUUCGACUCGGUCAGCCUGGGCGAGACCAACGUCACGCUCAGAGUCCUCGUGCCGCCGCACACCCCGGCCUGCGACAUCCCCGGCUCGGCGGUGACGGGCUCCAAGGUGCAGCUGCGCUGUCGGGACCAGCAGAGCAUCCCGCCCGCCACCUACUCCUGGUACAAGGACAACAAGAAAAUCACGCACCACGCCAACGCCACCUACGUCAUCAACACCCACACGGGCGUGCUGGAGUUUAAAUCCGUCGCCAAAGAGGACAGCGGUCGAUACAGCUGCCUGGCCUCCAACGGCAUCGGGUCGCCCAAGAUGUGUGAGGCCAAGCGCAUGACGAUAGAGGACGUCAACAUCUCGGCGGUGGUGGCGGCGGUGGUGGUGAUCUGCCUGCUGGUGGUGAUCUGCAGCUGUGGAGGACUCGUCUUACACCGCAACGGCUUCUUCACCCCAGGACACCGAGGAAGGUCCUUCUGGAUCUCCCAGCGUCACGGCGCAGCAGCCCACACCAGCAGCCAAACCCUGCACAGAGCAGACGACACGUCCAACGUGAACUACGUCCCUCCGCCUCAAGAACCGCAGGAUUUCAAACACACACAGUCGUUCAUGCUGUGAGACGCCGGCCUUCCUUCCUUCCUUCCUUCCUCCCCUCUGACGACGCUCCACUCCACGGAUAAAGGUGCCAACACUCUUCACUUCUCUCCCUGGACCCUAGAAACUCUCCAUCCUCCUCGUUCCUCUCUCCUCCAUCGACAUCACGCCCUGGUCCUCUGCUUCCCCCUGGUGGUCAGAUGGAGACUUUACAGCCCAGCAGUUUUUUUUUUUUCCACUCGUUUGGAAUUUUUCUGUUACCAAAGACUGAUGUUAAACUUUAAUCAUGACGAGGGAAUUCUCCCUGAAGCCAUAGGGAAAUGAGAUUUAGUGUUUCCAACCCGCUCAGACUGAACUACAGCUUACCUCAGUCAGGAUGUCGUCUACUGGAGCCAAUUCUACUGCGACCGACCCCAUCUCCAUCCCAAUGUGCCUGCAUGGUCUUUUUGAUAAAUCUCUCUACUGUAAACCUCGUGCCUUUUUGAUUUGUCUGUCAUAUUUAUCUAUGGGAUCACACUUUUUUGUAAACAACUUGCCUUACUUCUUUCUGUCUUGAUAUUUUUGUGCCACUCGGAGAUCAGGCGGAGAGUCUGUUUUUAGAUCGUCUGGAUGAUGUUGGGUUUUAUUUGAGCGGUGUAUCAGUAAUAAAGUUUUUCUAUUCAAU
This is a messenger RNA of Salarias fasciatus (jewelled blenny), 1917 nucleotides long. It is a transcript of the gene jam2a, whose product is annotated as junctional adhesion molecule 2a. Lineage: Eukaryota; Metazoa; Chordata; Actinopteri; Blenniiformes; Blenniidae. The transcript is spliced from 11 exons. Gene Ontology annotation, biological process: leukocyte cell-cell adhesion. Bases 345 to 1277 code for a protein of 310 amino acids. The record is from RefSeq and is a predicted model, not a curated record. Gene Ontology annotation, cellular component: cell surface; plasma membrane; tight junction.